This is a messenger RNA of Manduca sexta (tobacco hornworm), 2591 nucleotides long. RefSeq lists its product as uncharacterized. The record is from RefSeq and is a predicted model, not a curated record. Lineage: Eukaryota; Metazoa; Arthropoda; Insecta; Lepidoptera; Sphingidae. Gene Ontology annotation, molecular function: DNA binding. The transcript is spliced from 2 exons. Bases 585 to 1082 code for a protein of 165 amino acids.
UUCAUUAUCAUUUUAAUAGACAAAUCGAAAAUAAUUUAUCGUUUUUAAUACCUUUUUGAAUGUUAUUAUAAUUAUCUCAUUAGUCUAUUAUCGUUGAUAGCAUACAUCUAGGUAUGUUUUAAUAUCGAGAGCAAUGACUCACGUCGCCAAUGUACGACAUGACGAAAAACAAAUAAAGUAACGAGUUACGUACGCAUAAAUAAUUGGCUAUCUACACCGAGUGCAAUAAGUACGAAGUUUUUAGAUAAAACCCAGGUUUCCCCUACGUGGCUAGUGACCGGGCAAAGGCAGGAUCUAGAUAAUUAGUUGUGGACAAAAAUAGUCGUCGCGGCCGGGCCCUGGGCCAGGUGACGUCAGCGCGCCAGGGCCGGCGGCGGGGCAAGACGGGCCCCGCGCCAGUGUCGCGCGCGCCGUCAGCCCGGCCGCACGCUACCCACCGAGCCUGCACACAGCCAGCCACCAGCCGCCUCCGACGCUCGCCGCCUCACGCCUGCUCCACACCAACGGCCCGCGACGCGCCUCGCCACUGCCUACGCGACGCGCCGACUCUAACACGACGCCACUCCGACACACUGCUUAUAAAGAUGGUUCGGAAAUACGAAAGAAUGAGCGGAAGACAAUCUUGGAGUGAAGAGGACAUGGCUAAAGCCGUCGCAGCAGUAGUAUCAGGUAAGAUGGGCUACAAACUAGCCGCCAGGACCUUCCACAUUCCCCGCUCUACCCUUCAGCGGCGGGCUAGCAAGAUACGAUACCAACAGCCUGAUGAUCCCAAGCCAUUGAUGGGCCAUUAUAGAAGAGUGUUUACGGACAGUCAAGAGAAAGACUUGGUCGGCUACAUUAAAAGUAUGGAAAAGUAUUUCAUGGGCGUCUCCAGGCGGGACAUCAGGGAACUGGCCUUUCAAUAUGCAGAAGAUAAUAACUUGAAUCAUCCCUUCGAUGUGAACAGUAGGAUGGCUGGCGAGGACUGGGUCAGGAACUUCCUGAAGCGCAACCCGGAGUUGCUGGAUAGGUCGGAAAGCGACGUGGGCCUGGAGCCGGUGAACUUUGACCAGUUUUACCACUUCAUGUGCCAGCUGUCGUGAUGAUUCGCGCUUCAGUUGGAAUUGUCUCUGAGUAAAGGUCAAGAUCGUGGCGCGUUCGAGUGCAUCACACAUACCUGUGUGUAAAUCCAACUUGUGUAUAAAUUGGUGCGCUCUUUCGAAAAUUUGAAAUAAAUUUUAUAUGGUUCUAAAUGCUCAAUAAUAAUCACUAGAAUAAGAUAACAAAACGUAACAAUUUAAAUCAAUUUUAUGCACAUGUUGGAAAUGUAUGUAAUAAUGGACGGACCACGUAAAGAUUUUAUUAUAUUGUCAAAUUAGAUGGAGCCGAGCUCAAUCGGAAUCAUGUUACCUUGUUUUACUUUGGUCUUACAAAGUACUUUAUUUGUUAAAUUGCUUACUUGUGACGUAAACUAAGGGCAGAACGGUGGCUUCCCGUCCCUGACCUAUGCACCUCUGACUGCGGCCUGUACGUAUUAAAAAUAUGUACUUACAUUAUGUAUGGCUCUUAGUUGUUCAUUGUAAAUUUUAAAGUUUUGUUGGUUCAUUAUAUUAUAUUUAAUAAAAACUAAAUUUAAGGGCUGUGAUACGAGAGAAAGGUGUAUUUUUAUGGAACAUAUCUUAGGGUUGAUAUUAUAUAUAUUUGUAAAGAAAUAAAUGGUUAUGUUUUAAAAAUUCAAAAACUCGAAUGCACGUUACAGAUGUGGAUAGUAACGUCUUACCUUAUUUUUUAGAAAACUACUUAUAUAUUCUGUAGCGUCUCUGAACAUAAAGUCAGACUUUUUAUUUUAAACAAGAUACUUUGAAAGUUUAGAAGUUAGAAAUUCUUGCAUGUUAAAGAUUCUGAUCUAAAUUUAUAAUUGCUAUAGAUAAUUUUAAUGUAGAAGAAACAAAAAAGAAUUAAAAAAGCUAAGUAAAUAUUGCAUAAUAUGUGUAAUAACGUGGCUUAUGUUAUCUCCAGCAAUAACUUUGAAGUGCCAGUUGGCUAUUUUAUUUAUUACACAAAAUAUAUUCUUUACGUUUUAUUGUUACACAAAUUUUAUUACAAAUAAUUUUAUAAAAGUUACAUUUUCGCUGCGGCGGAGACAUUACUAAAAGAAUGAUUUAAUAUUGUUUUUAUACUUUUCCGUUAAUUAUGAUUUAUACUCCACUAUCCUUUGUGAAUUAUACAAAAUUGUGAAUAAUUUAAUCCUCAGAAUCUUUGAUAUUCAAAUUAACAAUUUAUAUAAUGUGGAUGCCUUCAUCAAAAUUUUAUAAAAAAAAAUAUGUGCUGAUAUUUCGGAACAGUGGAGGAUAAAUCUUUGAUUUUAUAUUUAAAAUAAGUUGCUUACAAUUGAAAUCAAACGUAUAUGUGAUAAGGUGAUUGGUGAUAUUAGUGGGAAAAGGUUUUAUCUACGGUUACCUAUAGAUACUUAAUUUCAUUUUUUUUUUCUAAAACAAAAAUCAAAAGUAUAUUUUCUAUUGUGGAUUUAAUGUAUCAGUAAUACACUUUAGCUAAUUAAUUUGUUACCUGAUAAAAGCGUUGAUCUCUUAAUUUAGUUCAAAAUAGCAAAA